Messenger RNA from Acomys russatus (golden spiny mouse), 1341 nucleotides. It is a transcript of the gene Cox7a2l, whose product is annotated as cytochrome c oxidase subunit 7A-related protein, mitochondrial. Gene Ontology annotation, biological process: mitochondrial electron transport, cytochrome c to oxygen; regulation of oxidative phosphorylation; mitochondrial respirasome assembly. The transcript has 3 exons. Lineage: Eukaryota; Metazoa; Chordata; Mammalia; Rodentia; Muridae. The coding region runs from base 317 to 658 and encodes 113 amino acids. The record is from RefSeq and is a predicted model, not a curated record.
CCUGCACAUUUGCCAAGGCGUCUUGGCACUGCGAGCAUCUUAGUGAGCGGCCUAGAGAAGCCUGCGUUUUCGGAAAUCCUCAGCAUAGCCUCUUCCCAUGUUCUUUUCAGCUGCUUUUCGUUUCUAGGUCUUGAGAAUAUGGUUUGUUUCUCUAAUGUGGCGAAAAAGAACAUGUUUUAAGUCAGGCGCUCUCUAGACAGUCCGCAUCCUGGAUCGGGGCCCUUGCGCUGAGCUUUAAGCAGGCCAAAGGGGAAGCGGGGUCCUUCCCUAGGGCGGUCGCACAGGCAGCGGCGGUGCGAAACCGGGCUCCGCCGACAUGUACUACAAGUUUAGCGGUUUCACGCAGAAGUUGGCUGGAGCUUGGGCUUCGGAAGCCUAUAAUCCGCAGGGCUUGAAGCCGGUGUCCACAGAAGCGCCGCCCAUCAUCUUUGCCACUCCAACUAAACUGACCUCCAGUGUGACAGCGUAUGAUUAUGCCGGGAAGAACAAAGUUCCAGAGCUGCAGAAAUUCUUCCAGAAGGCUGACGGUGUGCCCAUCCACCUGAAACGAGGCCUUCCUGACCAAAUGCUUUACCGGACCACUAUGGCUCUGACUGUGGGAGGGACUAUCUACUGCCUGAUCGCCCUCUACAUGGCUUCGCAGCCCAAAAACAAAUGAGUCAACCGAGUUACUUUGUGGUACAAAUCCAUUGAAGUUCCAUUUUUCAUUAUUUCUGUUUUGUUUCCGUUUUUGUUUUUUGUUUUUUUUUUUUUUUUUUUUUCCACUUGAAUAGUCUACUUGAUGUUUUUGCAAACAAAGGAAAAGAUAAGAAUACAGAGUUUUGGUUUAUUUAUGAGGUGCAGAUGGCCUGUCAGAUGUCAGCUCAGUUGACAGUUUAAAUGUUGUUUAAGGAAAUGACACCAAGCUGUAUGUGUGCUCCUGAUUCCCCUGGAGCUUCUGGGUGAGAGCUGCGCACAGCUCAUCGACAGCAGCCAGCGCGCAGGGCCUCUGGGGCUGGACGGUGGCUAAGCAGGAACCACAGGAGGAAGACAAAAGCCAGAGGUCAGGUGUGUGAAAUGGGGGGUUUGAGUUAGUCACCUGCAGGAUUUUCCUGCCUUGCAGUAAAAUGUUAAUAGAAAUUUGCAAUCUGCCUCUAUUUAUUGGGUAGUUUGUUUCAAAGGGUUAUUUGUGUCGCCCAGAUCUUUAGUGAAAUGUUAUGUGUUUGUUCCAUUGUGGGAAAGAGGACACCUGUCAGCGUUGCACUUUAGACAGCUGCACCAGAAGCUCUCCUUCAGUAUGGCUAUGGCUUUAAGUUAUUUGACUGAAGAAUAAAUACAUGAAUAAAAAGUUUUAGUUUGAAA